Molecule: messenger RNA, 1695 nt
Organism: Paramecium tetraurelia
Lineage: Eukaryota; Ciliophora; Oligohymenophorea; Peniculida; Parameciidae
Exons: 6
Source: RefSeq, a predicted model, not a curated record
AUGAAAUUAGCAAGUCCAACUUUUCAUUUGAGUCAAGAGAACAAUGCCGAAUUGGCUGAAAUCGGCCAAUGUCUGAAAUACACCCCCUACAUGAUUGAUUCCAAUAUGAUUCUAACAUCUCCCUUGCAUUAAACCCUAAGUAGUUCAACUAUCACUUUGGAUCAAGUACUGCCUGCAAGAUUGGAGAACUACAUGAUGACAACCAUCGAACAAGAUUAAAAUCUCCCGGAUUACAUUUCAAAUUUGUCACUCUAUGAGAUCCUCAAUCAAAUUCGCUAUGAUCAAAUACUUCAAUUUGCCAAGCCUCUGGUGAUCGAACAACAGGAGUAGAAAUAAUUCCAAAUAAUCAACACGCAAUCUAAUAAGCAAAUUGGGUUCCAACAAAAAAAGACAGAUGGACUACUUUCCAAUUAGAUUUUCAAUAGCAAAAUCAACAACACCAGAUCAAUUAGUCCAUAACCAAUGAGUACAAUCAUCAACAAGACUCAAUCCAAAACACUAUCACAAAAUCCCUUCAUCCAAGCAGAAUCUCAAUUCAUGAAUGAUUAAUUUAUGAACAUCAACCCCAAUCUGUCCAACAUGAGCAGCAAUAGCAUAUUGAAUGAUACACCUUAAAGCAAUUAACAUCAUCAAUUGAAUAAAUGGACUGACAAAUCUAAAGAAAAGAUUCUAUUCUAAGAUAAUUACAUGAUAGAAGAAGAAACCACAAAACAAGUUAAACAAAAUACAAUAAUAAUUAAGAAAAGUGAGGAUCCUUAAUUUUUUUAGCAAUUGAAAAACGCUAGAGUUGCAUCUCCAGCCAUAAGAUAAGUUAAAGGAUCAGGUUUAUCACCAGAACCUUAUAAUUAGAGUAAGUCCAAAUCUCCAGAAGUAAUAUAGGUGAAUAUGACCAACCACUAUAAAAAAACGGAAGGAGGUCAAAAUAUGAAGUAGUAACCUUAAUAAUAACAAUAACAAUAAUAAUAACAAUAACAACAAGCAAUAAAAAAACUGCCUGAGUAAUUUAAGAAGUUACUGACUGAAAGUACUAAAAGAUAAAAUGUAACUAAAGCAUUUGACUAAAAUAAUACCAAAUUUGCUCUUAUUUCAUCUGGUACAACUACGCAAUAGAAAUAUCCGAAACAAACAAAAUAAUUCGCAUUCCAAGAUUCUCUCAAUGAUAAUCAAAUGAAGGUUGUUCAAAGUGAAAAGUAAUUCACUCCACGAGUAAAUGAAUAAGAACAAAUCAAUUAGGACUUUUAGAUGAUGCUUAGUGAGUAAUAGUAAUCACUCCCAAGAAGCAAGAGUUAAAAUAAAAAAUAGGAUGAGAAAUAGAAUGACAAUAUUCACUAAUAGCAUCAAAAUUUUAAAGAUCAAUUCUCCUUUAAAGCCUAAUAGUAUAGGUAGGAAUAGCCUCAACAAAUCAUCUAAUAACAAGUUGUGGAAUCAAGAUCGAUUAGAGGAAUUUCACCCCAAAAUAGGUCCAUUCAAUAGCAAUUUAAGCAACAAUCUACACUCAUCCAAUAACCUCCAGUACCACCUAAUCAACAGAAGGAACCAAUACAGAUAAAAUUGGACAUCAAGUAAUUCAUGAGCUCGAACAGACCGAAGGAUCAAUAGCGAUCCAUAAGUCCAAUUUAUAGUUAGAGAUAACAAAUAGGAGUGACUAAUGAAAACGGGAGAUCGUAUUUUGUCAAUUUGAAUUUUUAGAAGUGA